UACAUGCAAUAUAAGAUAAACAAUUUUUAAUUAAAGUAAACGCGAAUGUAAACAUGCAUUUACAAGAGGCUCACAAGAAUAACGAAAAUGUUGCUGUACCAGAAAACCGGCAUCAAAAAAAUCUGCAACAACGAGAACAUCAACUGUAUCGGCAAAAGCGUCAAAAACAAGCCGCAGCGUAUAAGGAAGAGUCACCCCACUUAGGGAGCAGUGCGAAUGCCAAGUGCUACAGUCAAAACUUACUUCGAGUGCAACCUCCACCCCCAUCAGGACCGCCACCAGGCAUUACAGCAGCUGCCUUUCCAAACCUCUUUCUACGAAAAUUGCAUACUAUUGUGGGUGCGGAUGGGCCCCACAAAGAUUCGGCCGAUAAUCCCAAAAUCUAUCAAAAUCUACAACCAAGUAUACAUGCGCUGCAGAGAUCGGCGACACUACCUGCGAAAUACAAUCGUUUAAGAGUCCGCAGCCGUGUGACUUUCCAAGCUCAAUCACCACAAACCAAUUUACCAGUUAUUGUCGCAUUAGAUAAGAGUGAUAACGUAAAUACUAGUUGUAGCCAAAAAGCGGUAGUGCCAACGGCUGUGGCAACGGCAACCCCAGCAAAGGAAACAAUAAAGAUGACGUCUGAAGACCUACUACAGCCCGGACACGUGGUAAAGGAGCGCUGGAAGGUUGUUCGUAAGAUUGGAGGUGGUGGUUUUGGAGAAAUCUACGAAGGCCAGGACCUGAUUACCCGCGAACAGGUUGCGCUUAAGGUUGAAUCCGCCCGACAGCCGAAACAGGUUCUGAAAAUGGAAGUGGCUGUCCUUAAGAAACUACAAGGCAAGGAGCAUGUCUGCCGAUUUAUUGGAUGCGGUAGAAACGAUCGAUUUAACUAUGUGGUAAUGCAGCUGCAAGGUAAAAAUCUUGCCGAGCUCAGACGUGCCCAGCCCCGUGGCGCAUUUUCACUCAGCACUACACUAAGGUUGGGCUUACAAAUACUCAAGGCAAUAGAGUCUAUUCACUCCGUAGGGUUUCUGCACCGUGAUAUAAAGCCGAGCAAUUUCUCAGUGGGCCGAUUACCCUAUAACUGUCGCAGGGUCUAUAUGCUGGACUUUGGAUUGGCGCGACAAUACACCACGGGCACUGGGGAGGUUCGUUGCCCCCGUGCUGCGGCUGGAUUUCGGGGUACUGUUCGGUAUGCAUCCAUAAAUGCACAUCGCAAUCGAGAAAUGGGCCGUCAUGACGACUUGUGGUCCCUGUUCUACAUGCUUGUUGAAUUCGUGAAUGGUCAAUUGCCAUGGCGAAAAAUAAAAGACAAAGAGCAAGUCGGUUUAACCAAAGAGAAAUAUGAUCAUAGAAUAUUGCUGAAGCAUUUACCAUCGGAUUUGAAGCAGUUCUUGGAGCACAUCCAGUCCCUUACCUACGCAGACCGGCCGGACUACGCGAUGCUUAUCGGACUCUUUGAGCGCUGCAUGAAGCGUCGGGGCGUAAAGGAGUCCGACCCGUACGACUGGGAGAAGGUAGAAACGGCUACUCUUGGCAAUCUCAAUUCGGCAACAAAUCCGCCAGCUCCAACCAAGAAUGAAUACAUGCACGGUAAUAUUACCCAAAUGACUGUAGCAGCUUCCAAUGCCAGCGGAACAGAAUACAUUCGCAAACGCAACGAUGUUGACACAGCGCAGCUGGCCUCAACCGAACCCCUUCACAUAAAAGAAAAGGUCGAUAAGAAUUGCAACGCUACAACAACACCACAAGCGCCAACUGAUUGUGGCGUGCAGAAUUUGAAUUCGGGCAACCAAAACACCGUGUCUAAAGCACUGAAUCAACAGCAACCACAUCAGAACAAGCUAGUAAUGGGCGCACACACAGCAGGAACGAUUCCAAAUAUCCCAAGUGCACUGAUCAAGUCUUCGAAUAUUACCGUCACUUCCGGAGGAGUAGUAAACUCACAUCUUAAAUCAGUCAGCAAACGUGGCCAGACUACGGCUGGAUCCAGCUCUUUAGUAACUCCCAAUCAAAACAACUCGGCGCCAAUUUCAUACCCACGCUCAGAAGAAAAACUGAUAACAUCAUUACCAAUGCCAAUCCCGCUCCCCUUGUUGUCAAAGAUGCAAUCUGUCGAUGGGCAGAAGUUCACUGUAGACGCCGCCAUCUUAACUCCUGAUAGUGAUCUUAAGCACAAGAACGACGUACAUACGAAUGUGGUUGGGGUGGUCGGUGGUGCAUCGAGCAGAUCCUUGUGCUGGGAGCAACCAACAAAAAGGACCAACAAAAUUGAAAAGGGUGAAAUUAUUGCGAGCGAAAACUCAAAGCAACUCCCGGUGCAUAUGGACGGUAAAGACUCCGUCGAAAACAGACGCUCCUUAAGCAGUGUUACUUUGGAUGACCAGAAGUCGGCGUAUGGACGAUUACGCGUUAUAGCCCCUCCGAUUCAAGAUCUCUCCUUAUCGCAGGGUCAGGAGAAUAAGUCUUUGGUCGAUAUGACUACUAAUAAUGACGGCUCAACUGACAAAGCUCUAAUCAGCCAACGAGAACAGGUGCUCGGUACAACGUCCACAAAGCCACCUGCCAAUCGAAGAUCCGUCACACUUACCAACCUACGGCCUUUAUCGUCAGGAAGCGGAACAAGCGCAACACCAAUUCAACGCUUUAGUACUGGAGCAGCAGGAAGUGUAUUGUGUACAAGUGCGACUAAAAGCAGCGCUUUCGGCGAUCAUUCUGUCACACAAUUCGCUCUGAUCGACGAUGAGAACGUUUCAGCACUGCAACAGGUAACAAAGGGCGGAGGUGCUCUCACUCUAGCGUCCCAAUGGAAGAGCCAAUUCGACGACUCUGAAGAUACAACUGACAACGAAUGGAAGCAAGAGCCACAGUCCCAGCCAAAUUUCGAUCAGUUGACCAAAGCGGAUGUCCUAUUGGCACUGCCCCUGUCAAUGCGCGGAAAGAACCUGGACAAUAAAGCCAAUACACACGCCUUUAAAAUAGGAAACAAGGCUAAACGAUACACGCUCAAUAUAGCUGGCAUAGAGAACUACGAGACAUUGCAGCUAUCCAUACCGCACAGUUGGUCAGAUCCUGCAAUGGGUAAUGUAUUGCGAAGAGAGCUACAGGCACCAGCAGUGCAGCAAGCCGCAUUCGAUGAUACCGUCUAUCGCAUGGAUAUCACAAGAAACGUUUGUAUACGCGAGUCCUAUUCAGAAAUAGCACCCGUGUCCAACAUAAAAGCGGUAUCCUCAGCAGCAAAUACGUCACUUAAGAAUCCUCCAGUAGAUGCCUACUCAGCCAUUUCAAACGAAAGCCAGCGCUUGUGCAGCAAACUUCGCAGUAGUUUGCCCAACGUGAGCCUGGUUGACAUGUUUGACGAACAGCCAGAGGCACAUGCACAGCCGAAGGAGCCCAUUGAUACAGUCGCCUGGUGUGUGAAGACAACUUUUAGUCAGAUAAGCAAAUGGCCUCUACAGCUAGGUAUUCAUCCAACGGCAACUUCGCACGAACCUUGUGAACAUGAAAGUGUUAGUGUUCAUAAUCUUAAUCAAAAUUCAGGCCCAUACCCAGAAGUUCAGGGCACCGAUGGCUGCGUAAGCGGGAGAUUAGAAAUUCGAGUCAUUCCGAAAGAGAACGUUCAUAAAGAUGAAUCUGUUUACUACGAUGCCUUAGCAGCCUCGAUAAGGCCUUCAAGCACCGUAUUCAAUACUAAUGGAUUACUUGAAAGUGAAACAGCGCUCGUGCCAACAAAUUGUGAUGAUAUUGCAGAAAUUGAAAAGAUUUCUUUCGCAGCAUAUGAAAAAACGCAAACACCUGUUAAUUACAGCAUAGAAGGCAAUGAUGUCGGCUGCUGUAGCAAUCAUUCUUGUGAUGCUACUAGAUUGAACUUUAAUGGAAAUACUGGAAGCCUUAUUAAGUCUAGCGAAUCCAAUGAUAAAACUAAUAGUUUCAAUUUCCACAAUCAAGCUUCACCAGCACCAACAGAUGGAGAGGCAAGAAGUAAAGGCGGAGAAGAUGGCAAUGAAGAACAACUAUCUAUGCCUAGUAAGAUACCAGUACUUUCAUCUAACUCACGUCAAUCAAAAUGCGCUUCAUGGGCCGGUGCUGAGACCAAAAUUACAUCUGGAACAAUGGAGGUUCACGUACAACAGAAAACAAAAUCUCCUAAACCUAAUCAAACUCAAUUGUACUCUAGUGAUCCACAAAAUAUCACGGAAUUAACUCCAGGGUUGCGCCGCCGUCGUGAAUCCUCUGAAGGAAAGUACGUCUCAGAUCCUACGCAAUUAAAUUUAAGAUUUCAACGACCACGUGCUCGAGCGUCAAAUAGUGGGAUUCGUGGCGUUCCAACAACAAUGCUGGGAAAUUUUGAUGAUAACUCAACUGAUGUAAGCGAGGAUCAAGAUAAUAAAAACAAAAAGGGAACGCAGAGUAGGGGGUACCCGACUGGAGUUGGUGCUAAAGUGUGUAUAGACGAAAACGACUCUUGCGAUAUAGAAGCCCCCUCUGCUAUUGUUUUAAAGCAUAACGAAGGACCGACAUCAAGCAAUUUAGCAUGGAAUCAGAGUGCAAGAGAUCCAGAGACACGAAAUGAUAUUUCUCCCCCUCCUGGUGAUCCAAAAACGGAAAAUAGUGCACGACUGCGGCGCUACAGGCCUAACUUAGAGUAAUUUAUCACAAACAAUUAUCCCACGUCGUGCCCUAGGAGAUUAAAUGAGUACUAACACUGACACUGAUAUUAAUAAUGUUAUCAAUGCUGAUGUUAUUGAUCUUAUUUCGAUUUGAUCCUACAGACAUAAAUACUACAAAUAAUUACUAUACCGCAAGAAAUCGCAAAUAAAGGCUAGCAUUGGGCUUGGAGCAUUUUUCAUACAUUCACAGACUUAAAAUUAUGUUUAAAUUCAGUGAGGCAGACAAUAUCGGUGGACCCAUUGAGUAUUACGUAGCAUUACAAUUUAAUCAGUUAUAAAUUGAAUGCAAACAGAACAAAAUGAAAAGCAUUGCUAGAACCUUAUUGUUA
This is a messenger RNA of Drosophila busckii, 4984 nucleotides long. It is a transcript of the gene Asator, whose product is annotated as tau-tubulin kinase homolog Asator. The coding region runs from base 54 to 4634 and encodes 1526 amino acids. The transcript has 14 exons. Gene Ontology annotation, biological process: peptidyl-serine phosphorylation; signal transduction. Gene Ontology annotation, cellular component: cytoplasm; nucleus. Gene Ontology annotation, molecular function: protein serine/threonine kinase activity; ATP binding. Lineage: Eukaryota; Metazoa; Arthropoda; Insecta; Diptera; Drosophilidae. The record is from RefSeq and is a predicted model, not a curated record.